Molecule: messenger RNA, 761 nt
Organism: Lingula anatina
Lineage: Eukaryota; Metazoa; Brachiopoda; Lingulata; Lingulida; Lingulidae
Source: RefSeq, a predicted model, not a curated record
AAGCGUCCAGCUAGUCCGGCCAUGGUCUGUCUACAAGAUGGCUGCAUUGGGGAAGCGUCCAAGGCACACGGUGUUUCAGUGAGAUGGAAAACUUUACAGGUAAGCCGGGCUGCAAAGUGCUGACGUAGGUAGAAAAAGUCAUUAAUUCGUUUUUUUUUCUGUUUACAGAACUCGAUUAUGGCGAUUCUCGAUAGGGCUCACACUGACAACUGUGAGGAGGAGACGGCCACAUCUACACUUCAGCUACCUGUACUUCGAUCAAUCCUUGGUGCUAGCGAGUCCUCCCAUGGUCUGUCUACGAGGUGGCGUCCUUGGGAAAGCGUUCAGCGAGUCCUGCCAUGGUCUCUCUACGAGGUGGCUGCAUUGGGAAGCGUUCAAGGCACAUGGUGUUUCAGUGAGAUGGAAAACGCUUACAGAACUCGAUUAUGGCGAUUUUUGAUAGAGCUCACACUGACAACUGCAAGGAGAAGAGGGCCACAUCUACACUUCAGCUACUUCGAUUAAUCCUUGGUGAGAGCGAGUCCUGUCAUGGUCUGUCUACGAGGUGGCGUCACUGGAGAAGCGACCAGCGAGUCCUGCCAUGGUCUGUCUACAAGAUGGCUGCAUUGGGGGAAGCGUCCAAGGCACACGGUGUUCCAGUGAUAUGGAAACGCUUACGGGUAAGCCUGGCUGCAAAGUGCUGACGUAGGUAGAAAAAGUCAUUAAUUCGUUUUUUUUUCUGUUUACAGAACUCGAUUAUGGCAAUUCUAGAUAGAGCUCAC